AAAUCGAAUGUGGAACCCAGUCGUGUGGCGUGAACGCAACGCGGAGCUGUCACUUGAGAAAAAGCGCGCGUAACUCUCUGGUUUUUUUCUUUUUUUGGAUCGGCACUCGUAAGGUGUUCGCCUGCCAAGAUGAAGUACCUAUUUGUUCUUGCCGUAUUCGCGUUGGCUUUCGCCGCUGAAGAGGAAAAGGAUGGAGAAAGGCCGAAGACUUUCAGGCGGCUGAUCCCAGCUGACGUGUUAAGAGACUUCCCUGGAUUGUGCUUCGCGUCAACCCGCUGCGCGACCGUCGAGCCUGGCAACAGCUGGGACUUGGCGCCGUUCUGUGGCCGCAGCAUGUGCGUCGUCAGUGAGGACACACCGCCGCGUCUUCUCGAGCUGGUCGAGGACUGCGGGCCACUGCCACUUGCCAACCCCAAGUGCAAGCUCGACACUGACAAGACAAACAAGACCGCACCUUUCCCCGGCUGCUGUCCUAUCUUCACAUGCGAGGAUGGUGUGAAACUGGAGUACCCUGAACUCCCCACAGCCGCUCCUGAAGAGGAAAAGAAAGCGGAAGAGAAACCUAAGGCUUAAAUGCAAAAUAUAGAUUAAAAAAAUUAGGCGCCAAAUUAUAAAUAAAACAAAAGCACCUUGAUGCUUUAGACAGUUCCAAAUUUGAAAUCAGUAAAACAAUUUGACAUUAUCAAGGUGAUAUUCCUUUUAUUAUUAAGAAUAUACGAUUGGUCUCAAUAUAUCGUACACAAAUCGCUGUUAAUUUUAUGUUCAUUCUAUACUCAAUAACGGUAUCCACUUUCUAAACGUAUUGGUAUUUAACACCGACGACUAACAAUGGAAUCACAAUAGUAUACCAAAUUCAAAAGCCCACUUCCCAUUUCCUGUCUUUUAUAGCAUGACAAAUAUCAGUCAUUUCAUUGUUUGAGAAGAAUAAAGGUUGUUUGUUUUUUAUACAAAAAGAAUGUUCGGAUUACGAUUUUGUAUGUGAUUGUAGAUUUUUUUUUAGAAGUUAUCGGCUUUUUUACUUGAAUACCGACCUAUUAUAAGGUAAUGUUUGUGAUAUUGAUACAUGAAAUAAUAGAAAAACUAUUCAAUAAAAAAUACAAAAUUUCUA
Papilio xuthus (Asian swallowtail) is the source of this 1108-nucleotide messenger RNA. Lineage: Eukaryota; Metazoa; Arthropoda; Insecta; Lepidoptera; Papilionidae. The record is from RefSeq and is a predicted model, not a curated record.